AUGACCUCGGCCGUAUGUCAGUCCCUCAUCAAAUCUGCUGCCCAGGUCUUACCAUUAAAGCGACUUGUAUCCACGUCUUCCCAUCUCUCCGCCCGUGCACUAUCACCAGACGAAUUAGCCCACGAAACUUGUCCAAUCACAAGAGCCGUUUCAGCGUUACAGAACACAUUUGGUGUCACCAAUGACUUCAUCGAGGAAGAACAAAUCAGCACAGGUGUUAAACCGUUCAGUCAAGUACCCGGACCUAAAGGGCUGCCUGUUGUAGGAACGCUAUUUGAUUACUUUAAAAAAGAUGGUUUACGGUUCAACAAGAUGUUUGAGGCCUAUCAGCAGCGCGCCGAAGAAUUCGGGCCAAUCUUUAAAGAAACCAUUGCAGCAAUUUCCACCGUUGUUAUAAGCGACCCGUCCGAGUAUGCCAAGGUGAUCCAGACUGAGGGGCGUUAUCCGAUCCGAAGGGAGAUGGAACCUAUGGCCUAUUAUCGAACACAGAAAGGGAUGGGACUGGGGCUCGUUAAUUCACAAGGGGAGGAAUGGCACAAAUAUCGAACUGUACUUAGCAAGAAAAUGUUGAAACCCAAAGAGGUGUCAGAUUAUUGUGGCUCCAUGAACGAGGUUGCCAAUGAUUUCAUGGAUAGACUGAAGUACAUACAGGAUGAGAACUGUGAGGUACCAGCGUUAGAGAAGGAACUCUUCAAAUGGGCGAUGGAAUCUAUAGGAACUGUUUUGUUCGAGGAAAGAAUAGGAUGCUUUUCAAACCCCACCCCUCCUAUGGCCCAAGGCUUCAUCGAUAACUUGAUGGGAUAUUUUAAAUGUAUGCAACCACUGAUGUACAACAUUCCCCUUUACAAGAUUUACCCAACGAAACUCUGGAAACAGUACGAGCAAUAUGCAGAUAACGUUAUUGCUUUGGGGAGGCAGUUCGUUGACAAGAAAGUCAACGCUAUUAAGCAGCAAGUAGAUAAUGGUGUUGAAGCAUUCGGGCAUGAAGAAAAGUCGGCGUUUUUGACAUAUUUGUUGUCCCAGAGUUCUCUAACGCCGGAAGAAGCUAACUCUUCCGCAGUCGACCUGAUGAUGGGUGCGGUGGAAACGACUUCCAAUGGAACAAUAUGGACACUGUACUGUCUGGCCCAAAACCCAGAGGCCCAAGAAAAAAUAUAUGAAGAGUUGUCAAAGGUUCUCCCAGAGGACGGGGAAAUCACUGCCAAGAACUUAACGGACAUUCCCUACAUAAAAGCCUGUUUAAAGGAAACGUUUCGAAUUUAUCCAAUUACAUUCGCCACAAGUCGUUAUCUGCAGGACAACACAGAGAUCGCUGGAUAUGAGGUGCCCGCGGGGACGCACGUGCAGGCAAACAUCUUCGGGAUGGGCCGUGACCCCAAUCUGUUUCCAGAGCCCGAAAAGUUCCUCCCAGAGCGCUGGCUUAGGGGUAACACGAGUACGGACUUGAGGGCCUUCUCUAAUCUGGUCUGGGGACACGGGGCGAGAAUGUGUAUAGGACGGCGAUUUGCCGAACAGGAAAUUUACAUUGCGUUAGCCAAGAUUAUCAAAAACUUCCGCCUGGAAUAUCGUCACGAGGAUCUGGAGCCUGUUCUCAACACCAUUAUGACACCCGACAGGCCAGUCAAAAUCGCGUUUGUCCCCAGGAACAAAGCCUCGAGCUAA
This is a messenger RNA of Liolophura sinensis, 1662 nucleotides long. Its product is annotated as cytochrome P450 10-like. Gene Ontology annotation, molecular function: iron ion binding; oxidoreductase activity, acting on paired donors, with incorporation or reduction of molecular oxygen; heme binding. NCBI's taxonomy places the organism in Eukaryota, Metazoa, Mollusca, Polyplacophora, Chitonida, Chitonidae. The record is from RefSeq and is a predicted model, not a curated record. The transcript has 9 exons. The coding region runs from base 1 to 1662 and encodes 553 amino acids.